Eptesicus fuscus (big brown bat) is the source of this 548-nucleotide messenger RNA. It is a transcript of the gene RPS15, whose product is annotated as ribosomal protein S15. The record is from RefSeq and is a predicted model, not a curated record. Gene Ontology annotation, biological process: ribosomal small subunit assembly; translation. The transcript has 4 exons. Bases 84 to 524 code for a protein of 146 amino acids. Lineage: Eukaryota; Metazoa; Chordata; Mammalia; Chiroptera; Vespertilionidae. Gene Ontology annotation, cellular component: ribosome; cytosolic small ribosomal subunit. Gene Ontology annotation, molecular function: RNA binding; structural constituent of ribosome.
CAUCCUGGCUCUGGCUGCUCCUUGGAGGCCGGGGCCAGGCCGUGCAGCUGAGACACGUUCCUCCAGUCCUCCGGAGCCGCCGGAUGUGGGCGGAAGUGGAGCAGAAGAAGAAGCGGACCUUCCGCAAGUUCACCUACCGUGGCGUGGAUCUCGAUCAACUGCUUGACAUGUCUUAUGAGCAGUUGAUGCAGCUGUACAGUGCCCGGCAGCGCCGGCGGCUAAAUCGGGGCCUGCGAAGGAAGCAGCACUCGCUUCUGAAGCGCCUGCGCAAGGCCAAAAAGGAGGCGCCGCCCAUGGAGAAGCCAGAGGUGGUGAAGACACACCUGCGGGACAUGAUUAUCCUGCCCGAGAUGGUGGGCAGCAUGGUGGGCGUCUACAAUGGCAAGACCUUCAAUCAGGUGGAAAUCAAGCCUGAGAUGAUUGGCCACUACCUGGGUGAGUUCUCCAUCACCUACAAGCCAGUGAAGCACGGCAGGCCUGGCAUUGGAGCCACCCACUCCUCCCGCUUCAUCCCUCUCAAGUAGUUAAUAAAAAGCAGAUUUACCUCA